This is a messenger RNA of Cannabis sativa, 720 nucleotides long. RefSeq lists its product as uncharacterized. The transcript is spliced from 2 exons. The coding region runs from base 143 to 655 and encodes 170 amino acids. The record is from RefSeq and is a predicted model, not a curated record. Gene Ontology annotation, molecular function: nucleic acid binding; RNA-DNA hybrid ribonuclease activity. NCBI's taxonomy places the organism in Eukaryota, Viridiplantae, Streptophyta, Magnoliopsida, Rosales, Cannabaceae.
GUAAGAUGGAGGCGGAUGAAGAUCAUCAAAAUCUUUCCCUAAUGAAGGCUACUUCAGCUAAUGCUAGGGUUAUGAUUAUGGAUUUCUCAAAAGUCAUUUCUAGAGGAUAUUGGUUUUAUCUAUAUAAGGCAAGAACCAGUAUAUGGAUGCUCAGCAAAAAAUUCAGCAGACUCAUGUGUCGGCUCAAAAUUCAAAUAGGGAGUCGACAAGUACUUCUGGUUCUUCUUUACAGGUUUUUACUGAUGCUGCCAUUGAUGUUCGUGGACAAAAGCAUAGUUAUGGUAUUGUGGUGGCUAAUGAGUCUGGUGCUGUCAAAGCUGGUGUGGCUAAACCUUGUAUUGGGAGUAUCCCUGCUGUUCUGGCAGAAGCUAAGGCCAUUUAUCAUGCUAUUCUUUGGGUGCAGUUACUUCAUCUUCCAGUGGAUACCUUAAAGACUGAUUGUAAAACUAUAGUGGAUAAACUUAAUCAUUGUAAUUGGAAUGCUAGUCCUCUGGAUGAUGUGUUAGUAGGUAUUAAAAACUUAUUAUCUUUCAGUCCUAACCUGAGAGUUGAGCAUGUGUAUCGAGAGUCUAAUCAGUUGGCUCAUUGGGUUGCAAAAUUUGGGUUAGGACUAGAUAAUGAGAUUGUGUGGAAUGGUUCUUUGCCAUCCAUUUAACUUGUAUGCUUUGUAUUGCCUGGUUCUUUUAAUGAAGCACAAGUUAAUUUCAAAAAAAAAAAAAA